GAUCCACCCUGCCGCCCAGGAGGUUGCUCAUCCAUCCAUCCCAGCAACACACUGCGCUGCAACGAGACGCUCUGCAGCUUUCACACAACAACAGCGGAUCGUCGGGGUUUCACACUCUGCUGGAUGUUGAGAUGCUCGGUCGCGUCUGACGCUUUUCUUCUUCUUCCCCUUGAAAUGAACGCCAGCACGAUGCCAGAGCCCGCGAUGAAGCGCCUGGAUUAAAAAAAAAAAAGGUGUCACAAACAGGAAGCACAAACAGGACUUGACCACAAACAGAAGCUUCAUUCAGCUCCAGUCAGCAUGGCCGUGAACAUGAUGCCAGCUCCUGCCGUUUGGCCCGGGGAGGAACAACCAUCGCUGCUGGACCAGGAGGCCUCUCUGUCGAGCCACGCCUCCGUCUCCAUGCCCUGCCCACUACCGGCCAUCGGUGAACAUCUCAUCCACAGUGACAGCAGCCCGGCCUGCACACGGCCGCCCCGCAGCAAAUCCAAAGGGGAGCUGGUCAUAGUCAUCAACGAGAAACUGCAGAACAGUAGUGGGAUACAUCCAGUUCCUGCAGAAAGCGCCUCUCCAGUCAUCUCCUCUCCUCCCAGAAGACAACACUCCAUCUCUUACCCCCAUCACAGCAAGACCAGGAAGGGCAGCAGGGCCAGCUCCAUUGGCUACACCGCUUUCUCCCCAAGGCCGUCGAUUUCUCGCCACUCCAGCAUCGCCACCAACCCGCCCUUGGACCGGACCAAGGUUAAGGACUACCUCCUGCUGUCCGUGUUGGCCUGCUUUUGCCCCGUCUGGCCCAUCAACAUCGUGGGAUUCGUCUACUCCAUCAUGUCCAAGAACAGCCUGGAGCAGGGAAACCUGGACGGUGCUGUGCGCCUUGGACGUGUGGCCAAGAUGCUCUCCAUGGUUUCACUAGUUGGAGGGACGGUCAUUAUCAUCGCCUGCAUUGUCAACCUGGCCAUAAAUGUGAAAACCUGAGUUUCAUCCCAGGGUGAAACUGGAUAAGGCAACUGACCGUCUGGCCCUCACCUGCACCACCGUCUUUACCACCUAGUCAUUACCUGGAUGUGUGACAAAUAUGCACCCAAUAUACAGCGCUUACUCAUAUUUCUGUAAUCUAUAGAGGUCCUUUUUGCUAAUGGAAGAAAAUGACAUAUGCAAAUGCUCUGAGUUUGGGGGGGGGGGUGUCCGUCUGAUGUUAGAUGGAGAGAGAGGCAGUCAGACUAAUCGGCCCCUUUAUAUUCUCGCCAACAUGACAAAUUCAGACAAUUCUUGAGAAAGAAACAAAAACUCUUCGACACUCGCAGAAGUAACUCAAACCAGGUGGACAAGAAAACAAGUGGAGCCGGUAACACAACAUGAAACAGGAAGCAACGCCUCCUGGCUUCAGCGCUACAUGCAAGACCCAACAAAAUGUCCGCCAAAUCCAUCCUUCACCGCACCGACGACACAGUUUCAACUCGCCGCUAAAUCCCCCUCGGAUACGUCGAGAGGCUCUUGGAUUUGUGUCACGGAGCAGAAAUUCAUCCUUUCCCUUCACGGAGAAGAAACACUUUCAAUCAUCGUACGUCAUCUUGCUCCCGUCUUUCCUCUGUGGUCCUCGUGACUCCUGCCAUACAUCAUGUGUUUGAGAAGCGAGCGUACGGGUGGCAAAGAGGAUGAAAGAGAGGCUUACCAAGGACAAGCUAUGUGUGCUGAAAAGAAAAGGGAUUAUGGGAAGUCUUGCAUAGAAGGCACCGUCAUCACAGCAAGGAAAACAUGUGCCAAAAAGGAAUUUAGUGGGAAAAGUUUCUCGCUUUGUAAAAACCCAACUCUGAUCACAGAACUGUUGUUGUCGAGGGUGUUUCCACCCAGCUGCGACUCUAAAACUGUAAAAUCACUCAACACCACCGAGCACUGUGACCUGAGAGCCGCCACAAGUUCACAUCAUCAUAAACCCACCGUAGCAGGAUACUCAUUUUACAGUGAAGCUAAUUACGCAGCGUCAUCUCUAACCUAUCUUUUGAUAAUGUUUUUGUAAGAGAUCCUUUUGAAACUGAGGAAGAUUUGUAAUGUGAUGCUCUUCAGUGCUGUGGCGCAGUUGACAGAUGGUGGGAGUGUUGUGUGCAUAAGGGGCAACAAGAUUUGGUUAAAUGAAAUGGCUCAUGAUUGAAGGCAGGGUUGAGCCUCGAUGUGUAUCCACACAUCGGUGGCAUUUGUUUCUCCCUUAAAAACACUUAAAACUGGUUGAUUUGAUUAACACUUAAAUAUUUAUGCCCUUUUUCUUAUCAUAUUAUUGUAGGAUGAUGCACAGUUAAUGUGAUAGACCUAAUGUUUACAUCUGGUUUAUUAUGAAUAUUAUUACAUUUCCUGUAUAUUCUAACCUCGAAUAAUAUCUUUUUUCUCAACUACAACAAACGGGUUUCAUUAACAAUAGAUAAACCUCCUUAUUGAUUUACCGUAUCCUGGUUCUAGAAUCAUGUACAGAAAUGUUCAGUCCUGCAGAUCAUUUUCUUUACAGACUGAGUUAGCAUUUUUUUCCCCUCCCUCUGUUUCUAUUUAAUAUGUAAACUUACGUGUAAUCAACAGUCGUUGUAUUCUGCAGAUAUUAAUCUCAAUAUUGUGAUAAUUCUCUAGUUGGUAUGAGUUAGCAUUAAGUAGUUACGACCUUAUUGAGGCACAGGUGCUGUCGACUAGACGGCCAUUGUAACGCCACCGGGCUUCUAUAAUCUUUGUGGUUAAUGGCAUGUUGUGGAUUUUUACUCAUGUACGACGAUAGAAGCUGAAAAAUCUGCAAAGAUAAAGCUGGCACUUGGAAUAUUAUACUUCUGCAGCACCUUCAUAAUAAAGACACCGUGCAUGUAA
This is a messenger RNA of Paralichthys olivaceus (Japanese flounder), 2841 nucleotides long. It is a transcript of the gene prrt2, whose product is annotated as proline-rich transmembrane protein 2. The record is from RefSeq and is a predicted model, not a curated record. Gene Ontology annotation, cellular component: membrane. NCBI's taxonomy places the organism in Eukaryota, Metazoa, Chordata, Actinopteri, Pleuronectiformes, Paralichthyidae.